Impatiens glandulifera is the source of this 1538-nucleotide messenger RNA. RefSeq names its product WD repeat-containing protein 25-like. Gene Ontology annotation, molecular function: protein binding. NCBI's taxonomy places the organism in Eukaryota, Viridiplantae, Streptophyta, Magnoliopsida, Ericales, Balsaminaceae. The transcript is spliced from 4 exons. Bases 28 to 1347 code for a protein of 439 amino acids. The record is from RefSeq and is a predicted model, not a curated record.
AAUUAAAACCGGGUUCGCCAAAGUAAAAUGGAUCUUCUCCGCACCGCGUAUUCACCCGCUUCAGACGACGACGACGACGACGGAGAAGAACAUGGAAGGCCAUCACAACCCUCAUCGCCGAAGCGUUCAAGACUCGAUUUUUAUCCUCAAUUUUACCCUCAAUUCCCUGCUAAACCCUUCCUACCGCCGAUUCUUCCAAUCCCCACCAAGUAUCCUCCGGCCGAAACUCUUAUCACCGGCAGAUAUAUCUCCAAGAGAGAGAGGGCAGCUCUGGAGGCUGUUACAACAUCUCCUGAAUCAACUUCACAUACCACAGUUUCCAUAUCGCCUGGAAGUAUUUCUGAUUCAGAUCUUCCGCAUGAUAUUUUAAACAUGGUGAGGAAUCAGGGAAAGGCUCAUAUGCGGCUAGGAGAGAUGCCUGAAAGGCUUUCAGUGGUUCUGAAUGGCCACUCCAAGUGCGUGAAUGCAGUUGAGUGGUCUGAAACCCAUGCUCAUCUCCUUGCAUCUGCUGGAAUGGAUCAUACAAUCUCCAUAUGGAAUGUCUGGAGUAAAAACAACAAGAAAGCUCGUGUCUUCAGCAGUCACAAUGCGGCAGUUAAAGAUGUGAAAUGGUCAAAAAAUGGGUUAUCUAUCCUUUCUUGUGGAUAUGACUGCUCAACAAGAUUAACUGACGUUGACAAAGGAUUGGAGACACAGAUUUUUAAGGAGGAUCAAGUUGUUGAUGUUAUAAAGUAUCAUCCUGAUAACUCCAACCUCUUCCUCUCAGGUGGUUCCAAGGGCUUCAUUAGUUUGUGGGACAUUAGAUUGGGAGAAAUGGUUCAUCAAUACAAACGUGGUCUUGGACCUAUCCUUGAUCUUGAAUUUAACACUGAUACCAAGCAAUUCAUCUCUUCAACAGACAUAUCCAGAAGCAGAAUCAGCGAGAAUUCUAUCAUUGUUUGGGACAUAUCUCGUGAAAUUCCCUUGUCUAAUCAGGUUUAUGCAGAAGCAUAUACCUGUCCCUGUAUUAGGCGACACCCAUUAGAGUCCUAUUUUGUUGCACAGUCUAACGGGAACUAUAUAGCAAUAUUCUCAUCGAGACCUCCCUUUAAGCUUGACAAGUACAAGAGAUAUGAAGGCCAUGGGGUUUCGGGUUUCCCCAUUAAGUGUAGCUUCAACAUGAAAGGAGAUAUUCUUGCUUCAGGCAGCUCAGAUGGGUGCUUAUACCUUUACAAUUCGAAAUCGUCCAGGCUUGUGAAAAAGAUCAAGGUCUGUGAACAGGCAUGCAUUGAUGUUAGUUUUCAUCCUGUCAUACCUAAUGUGAUUGCUUCAUGUAGCUGGAAUGGCGAUGUUUCAGUGUUCGAAUGAAACUUUAUAAUUUCUUUUUCUUCAAUUUCCUUACUUGUCAUGAAUGAAACCCGUUUAUACAGUUUUUAUUGUCUGUUUAUUAAAAGUACUUGAUUCUUUUGGUAAAAAAUAUGAAGUUUUGGCCAAUUCAUUUGUAAGGCUCUUAUUUAGAACAUAUUUGUAUAUUACCAGAUUCUGCAGUUGUUUGUUUG